GGCAGAAUGGAGCCAGCGGACGAGAUACAUGAGCUCUGCGCAACCGUUAACCAUGAGCUGGAUUACCACGAGGACCCGGCCACCUUCAGAGCGGCUCUGCAGGCAGCGUAUGGCGACGAGCUUCAGGAAGCUGAGCUCAUCGUGCAGGACAACCUUCAUUCUCGUAUCGGCUUCGCCGUGAGCCAAGGAGUUGCAGUGGUUGCCUGGCGCGGCAGCAAGACGCUGGUCGAGUUGGGCACGGACGCCGGCUUUUCACCCAGUCUCUGCCACCUGUGGUUCGAUCUCACGGACCAGAUCCAAGCACACGGUGCAAUGAUGGCGGUGAUUGAGCAUGACUUCCUUGUCUUUCGGAAGCGCCUGGCAGCUCGGCUGUCGGCGCUGGACGUCGGGCGGCUGGUCUUCUCAG
Molecule: messenger RNA, 406 nt
Organism: Symbiodinium natans
Lineage: Eukaryota; Dinophyceae; Suessiales; Symbiodiniaceae
Source: the annotation of a GenBank genome assembly